CAAGCUAUCGAUACGCUUCAAAACAGGAAUCGAUACGUGUCCAAUAAUAGUCCUAAUUUGCCCCCAGAAUGCCAGAAAUAAGUCAGUUUAGGAAUUCCGUCGUUAGUUAAGUUGUUUUGAUCUUUUCGCGCCACUUUUACGUAAACUACUAGCAUUAGCCUAGAAGAAGUUAACUCAAGAGCAUCACGGAAACUUAAGAAAAAUAGUAUUUUAGAAGGGUCUUUUUUGAUUGAUAAACAUGAAAGAAAUCACUGAAGCUUGUGGAUCAGAAGCAGAGAGGAAGCUUUCAUCACCGCCUUCUGCUAAAUGGCCAAGGAUUGAUUCAGGAGACCUCAGUGUGAAUAGCAGGGCUGACUCACCUUUGAAAGUAAAACAUUUGACACCAGUUGAUCUGCAGAAGUUUGGUGGCCUCACCUGGGAAUCAGAGUUUGAGGAUUUUCACACGAAAUCUUGUGAUGAAACAGUAGCUGUUGCCUAUGCUCUGCACACGUCUGCCGCCCACAGCAACGACUCACACACAGGGUCCUCCGAAGGAAGUUUUAUCAUUUAUGAGGGACACCAAGCUCCAAUGCAGAGAACUGAGCAUCCACUCGUUCCCGACACAGAAAAGUUCAAGUUUCCUCAAAAAGAUUAUUCAGGUGGGCCUCCCACUUCAGUCAACACUUACUCACCCAGCUCUCUGGUCCACAAGCAGCAGAGGAAAUCACUUGAAUGUGCCUCUCCUGGCAGCUGCAGUUUUCUCACUGGAAGUGAUGAGGAAGGGACACAGGUGCAGACUAACAUCGGCCAAACGCUAGCAGUAGCUCUUAGUUCAGGCCGGUUUGAUUGCGCCGAUGAUGCAGUAGGUGUCGAAGGUCUCUGUGAAACGUGGAGCCAAUUUGCAGAAGUCGAGGAGGGUAAUCUGGAGGAAAAGGAGCAUGAUUUCAUCGAGAAUAUUCCUUCCACAGCAGUUGUCUCUAAGCUUGAGGAGGCUGUGUUUGAGAAUCUAACGAAAGGUGAAAAAAAGGACAAGGAAUUAGAAAUAUGGAUUUGUAAAAGUGAAUAUCCUUUAACCGUGAAGGAAAUCAUCAUCUGCUCUCCUGACGUAUCUGUCGAGGGAUCGAUUCUACUUGAUGUUGGCAAGAAAAGCAUAGAUGAAAAGGUGUAUCCUGAUGUUAAUAACCAUGAUGAAGCUUUGAACGCAACUGACCCUGCAAUCAAGGUGGAAAUUGUCAACAGUUUUGAAUGGAUGCACACCUACUCAGGGAGCACAACUGAUCUGCUUCGUUUUGACUCAGACACCUUACAGAAGGUUCAGAAAUCUCCAGAGGAGAGUGACUUGCUCUGCAAGGAGGCAAACGAGGCCUCCUGUCAGUCGAUCGCACAAACACAGGCUUGUUUAGUUACAAUCUCUAGUUCCCUUGAUAUGAAUGGAAACCAAGGGAACUGUCAACCGCACUUUAGUCCCAGUGUUACCCCUGGUGGAAUACAAGAACCAGAAGACUUGAGUCCAAACGCGGCUGAGAACCAAACAGAAGAAAAAGAUAAAAAAUCAGAUAUGUCUAAGGAAAAGCUCCUGUCUACGAGUCAACAAGAUCGAUACAUCGCUAACCAGAUGGAGGGAGAAACUGUAAAAGAUGCAGGAGAACUUGGAAAAAACCAUGACCUUUUGUGUCCUCAACCAGCUAGCUCUGAUAUUUAUGUUAGUGAUAUGAGUGAAGAAAAAGAAGUAGUAUUAGAUGCUACAGAGGAAAUCAAAGCGGUUGGUUGUAAACGUUCGGAAGUGUCGGCAAACAACGGUGCGCUGAUGCCAGCUGACAGCAGAUCGAAUGUCUGUAAUGCAAGCAAGCAAGAACAAAGGUUGGAUUUUUCUUCCAAUGGCCAACACAGAUCAGAAUCAUCCUCGGCUGAAGGUGGAGAUCAGACUUUGGCCCUCGCUAUCCCGUCAGCAAGUGAUGCAGUUGUGCCUUGUCAGCUGGAUUUAAGCCCGUUGCAAAGCAGACACCCAACCACAGCCCUUCCCCACCAGGACAGAUGUUCCUUGCUUUCCUUCUCUGUCUGCAGCCGUGCGGUGGGGGGAUUUGACACUUUUGAAAAGGUCCAUCUCUCAUCAGAUGAUGAGGAUGAUGCUUGCCUUAUCUACGUCCCACCACAGCCGCUAAAAGCCACCCCUCCACUCCUCCCCUACAUGCUAGUGGAUGAGAGUGCCUGUCCAGAGGAUUUACUCCUAAAGAACUUAAAUGAAGAGGAGGUGAAAAGAGUCAAGAUUAACCGUGAAAACAGUGUAACCAGAUCUGACUGCAAGGGUUUCACACACAAUGAAGCCCCACAGAUCAUCUCAGCUCCGGAAAAGCCAAAGCUGCAGCCUGAUGGUGGGUCAGCCUGUGAGAGCAGCCAAUCAAAGACGCUUCCCGCUGAGAACGACACUCCCUCCUGCAUCAAUACGAGCCCCUGCACCGACUUUGACAUGACAGAGCACUUCAGCAAGGUCCUGAAGGAGCUGAACUUGUUUUUUGACAUCAGUUGCAGUGAUUUUGCACAGCCACCUUCACCAGACCAGUACGUUACUGAUCCAUUGGAGAACAGCGUGUUAGAACCGAAACAGGACCUGAACAGACCAGAACCAGACGACUUCAGAGCCCCUUCAACAGGUGAAGAUGCCAGCGUUAAAAUAUACGAGCACGACUCCGUCGACGCUGUCAGCAGUGACACCGAGCAAGAAGUGCCUCUGAACACACACCUGUGCCAGGAGGUUUCCACAGAUGCUCCAGAGAAACCCUCAGAACCAGCAGAGAUCAAGCAGAAAACGUGGUCUUCAUCCCUCAUGUAUCCUCCUUUCUCUGAACAUGCGAGUCACAGAUCUUCAGAGUCACCCCGGAGGCUGGAGCCGCUGAAAACCUGCACGCGUCCGAUCCGGGUUGGACUCUCGAAACGAGCCAAGACCAAACACCUGCACCACUCGCACCCCUACUAACGAGCGCAGGAGGCGUGUGCAGGAGCAAGCAGACCGCCUCUACUGCAGCUCCUUAGGUUGAACUGCUCAUUAUUUGCUGUGUAUUCACUCAGGUUUUGUGUUCAUCAGCUCCGGUUUCAAGCUUAAAACAGUUCAAGAUUUCUUAAAAGUGGAGUCUGUGGAUUUUACUUCCAACUAUUUGAGUGGGAACCAUACAUGUUUUUGUGAUUCCUCUGUGUUUGCAGCAUUUUAUAUAUUUUUCUAUUUAUCUGUACAUACAAUCUAUUAUUUAUUUGUAACAUGUAUUAACUGUAUCUUUACAUAUAUUUAAAUUAAUUUAUUUGAAUAAAACUGUGUUGUUUCACAAAUAUUAACAUCUAGUUCAGAUUUCCUUUAGAUUUGAGCUUUUAUAGUUCCUGUAUUGGUGCAAUAGGCCUAAAUACAGCUGAAAAUGUAUUAUUAUAGUUCUAUGACUUUAGAUUUUAUGAUUCAUGUUAAAGAAAAGGUUUAAAAAUGUUAUUCAGAGUUCAAAUAAAAAUUUCACCAGCCUCCUAAGAAAUAUA
This is a messenger RNA of Oryzias melastigma (Indian medaka), 3495 nucleotides long. RefSeq lists its product as uncharacterized. Bases 239 to 2953 code for a protein of 904 amino acids. NCBI's taxonomy places the organism in Eukaryota, Metazoa, Chordata, Actinopteri, Beloniformes, Adrianichthyidae. The transcript has 5 exons. The record is from RefSeq and is a predicted model, not a curated record.